Messenger RNA from Arachis duranensis, 864 nucleotides. RefSeq lists its product as uncharacterized. The coding region runs from base 1 to 864 and encodes 287 amino acids. The transcript is spliced from 3 exons. The record is from RefSeq and is a predicted model, not a curated record. Lineage: Eukaryota; Viridiplantae; Streptophyta; Magnoliopsida; Fabales; Fabaceae.
AUGGCGGAGGGUCGUGGCUUCCCUGGCAUGUUGGGUAGUAUUGACUGCAUGCAUUGGCAAUGGAAAAAUUGUCCAAAUGCGUGGAAAGGUAUGUACAUGAGUGGUUAUCGUGGGGUUGCAACCAUUGUACUUGAGGUUGUAGCAUCUUCAGACCUUUGGAUAUGGCAUGCGUUCUUUGGAGUUUCUGGUUCAAACAACGAUAUCAACGUGUUAGAUCGUUCUCCAGUAUUUGAUGACAUUCUAAAUGAUCGUACUCCGGAGGUAAAUUAUACUAUUAAUGGUAAUAAUUAUACAAUGGGAUACUACUUAGCAGAUGGUAUUUAUCCUGAAUGGGUCACAUUUGUCAAAUCAAUCUCAAAGCCACAAGGGGAGAAACGCAAGUUAUUUGCACAAUACCAAGAAGGGCAAAGAAAAGAUGUGAAACGAGCAUUCGAAGUGUUGCAAGCACGCUUUGUAAUUAUACGUGGUCCAGCUCGUUUUUGGGAAAAGAAAAAGCUUGCCAACAUAAUGAGAGCUUGUAUUAUAUUGCAUAAUAUGAUUGUUGAGGAUGAAAGAGACACUUAUGCAGGAAAUUUUGCUCAAGGCUUAGAGUAUGAUGAUGUUGAAAAUGGAUUAUCACAACCUCAGCUGGGAGAAGAAGAUUUUGCACCAUACCAUCAAUUUCUCCAAAAAAAUGCCCAACUUCGAAAUAGGCAGCAGCAUAGACAAUUGAAAGAGGACUUGAUUGAACACAUAUGGCAAUUUCACAAUGCUUGUCGUCAACUGUGGGCCAUAAACAGGAACUGGGAUGAGUUCCCUACUGGAGAUGGUCUAAUAGAAUCGUAUAAUAAAGACUUGUUUUAUACGUCAUUUGGAUUUGUGUGA